CGUGGUUUGCUGCGCACUGAUGAAGAUGUUGUGGAAAAGGCUGAGAGAGGCGCAGGGAUGUUUAUCCAGUUCAGAUCAUUGAGCAGUCCUGCACCGAUUUUUGAGGGACAGAGUGAUCCGUUUUGGUGAGAGUGCCCAUGGAGCUGGUCCUGGUUUUCCUUUGCCUUCUGUCUUUCACUUCUCUGGUCCUCAGUGUCCCUGACCAUCACCAUGGUGACAACAGCACCCAUCACCACGACUACUGCGUGCUUGGGGCUGGACCUGCAGGCCUGCAGAUGGGCUACUUCCUCUCUCGCAGUCAAAGAGACUACAUAAUACUAGAGAGAAAUGCUGGACCUGGAAGUUUUUUCCAGAAGUAUCCUCGGCACAGAAAACUUAUCAGCAUCAACAAAAUCUACACAGGCAGGCAGAACAAGGAAUUCAACCUGCGCCAUGAUUGGAACUCCCUGCUGAGUGACAGGCCAGACCUGCUGUUUCAGAGAAUCAGCCGGGACCUUUACCCUGAGGCUGACACCUACCCUCUCUACCUCUCUAUUUUUGAGAGCGAGCUGGGGCUGAAGGUUAAAUAUGGGACCGAUGUAGGAAGGGUUCGAGCUUCGGAUUUGACUGGAAGCAAAAGCUACAUAUUGACCGACCAGCAUGGGACAGAUUAUAAAUGCAGAGUUCUGUUAGUGUCCACAGGCCUGUGGGUUCCUGAGCAGGUGGACUUUGUCGGCUCUGAUUUAGUGGAAGGCUAUGAGUCCAUUUCCACUGAUCCUGAGGAGUACAAAGAUCAGGCUGUGCUGAUCCUGGGCAAAGGAAACUCAGCCUUCGAGACAGCGCAGAGCAUUUUGGGCAGAGCCAGUCGGAUCCAUCUUUACAGCCCGAGUCCUGUACGACUAGCCUGGCAAACACAUUAUGUUGGAGACCUCAGGGCAGUGAAUAAUGAGUUGUUAGACACAUACCAGCUGAAAUCUCUAGAUGGCUUAGUGGAGGGAGGACUGGAGGACAUUGCAAUUGUCCGUAGGAGAAGAGAAGGAGGGAAAAAGAGAACUGGAAAAAAGAGGACUGCAACGUCUUCAGAGAGAAAAGAACAGUUCUACCUCACACUCUCUGAGCUUUUGGACGGCCAGGACAGCAGCAAGAGUGCUAACAUCACUGCUGAAAAUCUGCCUGGGUACCAUGAUGACAACUUCUCAUUACGUCAACCAUAUGACCGUGUGAUCCGCUGCCUGGGGUUCCGCUUUAACUUCACCAUCUUUAAUGGCUCAGCCCGUCUGCCACACAGCAGUUGUGCUCGUGGCCGUCUUCCAGCAGUGACGGCGUGGUACGAGGGCAGAGGAACCCCCAAUCUGUUCGUCCUAGGAACAGCUGCACACUCCAGAGACUACCGGACGUCAGCUGGAGGGUUCAUUCAUGGAUUUCGCUACACAGUGCGUGCCGUACAUAAGGUCUUGGAGCAGCGUUACCAUAACAACGCUUGGCCAGCUGCCAGACUGUCCACCAGUCAACUACUGUCUUGGAUUUUGAAAAGAGUUAAUGAAGCCUCUGGACCAUACCAAAUGUUUGGAGUUUUGGGGGACAUUAUACUACUGCAAGGAGCUCACUGUGAAUAUCUGGAGGAGUUUCCCGUGCAGGCUCUGCCUCAGUUCUCUGCUCUGUCUGGCCGGCGUAUAUCUGAGCAUGGUCUCCUGGUUGUGGUCAUGCAGUACGGACUGAACCACACCAACACCCUUGCGCCAGGCCGGGCCGAAUCAGAGUGGACCAAAGCCUGGAAGUCCAACUUCCUUCACCCUGUCAUCUACUACUACCGCACACUGCCCACAGAAAAAGACAUGAGGCAGCGUCCAGUUGGCUGGCCACUGCCACGUCCUGAUGCUGUGCAUCACAUGGUUGAAGACUUCCUGACCGAAUGGGACCAGCCCAUCUCUCACAGCCAGCCACUCAGACGCUUCCUUGAACACUGCCUUAAAACCGACCUCAGAGCAUUUUACGCAGAAUCCUGUUUUCGUCUUUCUCUCACUAAUCGCAAGCCGCCCCUCUUCUGUCGUCAAGGCUACCUGAACAAAGAGGGCUUUAUGGGUAAUAGUCACCUGUGGCAGCAUGCCCGGGAAGCUGGACUCAUGCCAGCACAUCAGGGCUCAGUUAUUCCUGCUGAUGACGGGCCGUUUUCUGAAUACCUGCCGCAUACUGCUGCUGCAGUAACUUCGACAAUCAACUUUGACCUCUAAAGGGACCUAUAGAACCAAAGAUCAAGUCCUCUGUGGUUAUGAAACUCCUUUUCAUCCGUCUAUACCUCUUUGUAGUACUCACUAAAUGCAGAGAUCGUUAUUACACUAUUAUUUGUCAGGAUGUUGUAUAAGCAAAGCUGCUCAUGUUAUUAUUGUGUAGAGUUUAUGUUAAGUUCUGCUAUGGGAUACAAUUUUAUUUAUUUUUUUAUACUUGCUGGGUACUUUCACAGGUUUACAUAUGUUUAAAUGUGCAAAUACAUGCCAGUAUUGAGUGAAGUGAGAUUACAGAAAUGCUGUACAAACCACAGCUUCAAAAUGAUACAAUGGAGUUAGUCCUCUCAAUUUUGGGAUGGGGAUCAUAUUUAAAGCAAAGUGAGUUUUAUUUUGUAUUUUUCUGAUGUAAAUGUUUAAUGUCAGAUUCACUGUUCUCAUAGUGAAAAGACUGUAUACCGGAUCCAAACAUUGUUUGGAACACAACAGAGCUGGAAUCUGAAACUUUUACAGGAAUAUUAAUAAACACUGUUAUGCAACACUAGCAUAUUUUUAAAUGUUGGGUGCAGUAUAGUUGACUAGAUGCCAGUAGUACAAAUAUUUGUAAUGUAAUUAUGUAAUUAUGCCAGUUGGUACAGAUUAAUGUUGGUAUGAAAGGGGCACUCUGGCCAAAAUGAAAAAUAUAACCAUUGCUACAUCUGUUGUAAACAUGCCUGAAUGUCUCCUACAGAAAACAAGAGACCAGAGAGUAAAAUUUUCUGGAUUAAAGAUGAUGAGGAAACCCCUCUUCUGAUAUAUUUUAAA
Molecule: messenger RNA, 3005 nt
Organism: Colossoma macropomum (tambaqui)
Lineage: Eukaryota; Metazoa; Chordata; Actinopteri; Characiformes; Serrasalmidae
Gene: foxred2
Product: FAD-dependent oxidoreductase domain containing 2
Exons: 10
Coding region: 138-2210 (690 amino acids)
Molecular function (GO): monooxygenase activity; flavin adenine dinucleotide binding
Source: RefSeq, a predicted model, not a curated record